ACUAAGGAUAUAUUCGAUUUCUUUGAAAGCUUUGAAAAAGCUUUCAAAGAGAUCUUUGAUAAUUCUAAUGAAGAAUGUACUACAGCUCAGCAGCUUAUGAAUCUCAAGCAGACCAAGUUAGCUUCUGCUUAUAUAAUCAGAUUCAAGCAACUCUCAGCGCAACUUCCGUAG
Cryphonectria parasitica EP155 is the source of this 171-nucleotide messenger RNA. RefSeq lists its product as uncharacterized. Lineage: Eukaryota; Fungi; Ascomycota; Sordariomycetes; Diaporthales; Cryphonectriaceae. The record is from RefSeq and is a predicted model, not a curated record. The annotation marks the transcript as partial. The transcript has a single exon.